AUGUCUUACCGUGACAACGACGAGUCCAGCUACGGCAACAGCGGCAACGACAGCUACGGCUCGUCCAACCGCCGUGACAACGACAACUCCGACUCGUACGGCUCCGGCGGUCGUGACAACGACAACAACGACUCCUAUGGAACGUCCAAGAACGAUUCCUAUGGCUCCAGCCGUAAUGACAACGACAACGACAACACCACCAGCUCUUAUGGCUCCAGCGGUCGCGACAACUCCGACUCCUAUGGGUCGUCGGGUCGGGACAACGACUCGUCCAGCCGCCGCACUGGCGACAAUGACACCUACGGAUCCAGCAACACCUCUGGUGGCUACGGUUCCAGCGGUCGUGACAACGACAAUGACAACGACACCUACGGCUCCGGCAACAAGUCUUCGUCCGGCGGCUACGGCAACACCAGCUCCAGCCGCAAUGACGACGACGACUCGUACGGCUCCAGCAACAAGACUUCCUCUGGCAGCUAUGGAUCCGGCAACGACGACUCGUAUGGCUCCAGCAACAAGACUUCAUCCGGCAGCUACGGCUCCGGCAACAACGAUGACUCGUAUGGCUCUAGCAACAAGACCUCAGACAGCUACGGCUCCUCGGGCCGUGACAAUGACGACUCGUAUGGCUCCGGAAACAAGACUUCUUCCGGCAGCUACGGCUCCGGCAACAACGAUGACUCGUAUGACUCCAGCAACAAGACCUCUGGCGGCUACGGCGGCUCCGACAGUUACGGCUCCUCAGGUCGUGACAACGACAAUGAGAGGAGCGGUGGCCUCAUGGGCAAGGUCAUGGACAAGGCCGGCGACUUCAUCGACAACAAGAUCAAGAAGCAGGGCGGUCGGGACAACGACAACAACGACUACUAG
This is a messenger RNA of Ilyonectria robusta, 870 nucleotides long. RefSeq lists its product as uncharacterized. Lineage: Eukaryota; Fungi; Ascomycota; Sordariomycetes; Hypocreales; Nectriaceae. The transcript has 2 exons. The record is from RefSeq and is a predicted model, not a curated record. Bases 1 to 870 code for a protein of 289 amino acids.